UUGAUUGCACUUCCAGAUCUUGGUCUUGUAGCUGCUACGCCUAAAUCCAUUGGCUGCGUUUCUUCUUCGCAAUCAACAAUUUGCUCCUUCAUCACUAGUCUCUUUGUGUUUGUGUUAUCAACCAAAAAGAGUUCCUUUUCUUGAUUUUCAAAAAAAAAAAAAAAAAAUUCAUUUCUUGUAGCUGCUACGCCUAAAUCUGUUGGUUGUGUUUCUUCUCCAAAAUCUACAAUUUGCUCUUUCCUUAGUAGUCUCUUUGUUUUUGUGUUUGUGUUAUCAACCAAAAAGAGUUCCUUUUCUUGAUUUUCAAAAGAAAAGAAAUUUUUUUUUUUUCCAUUUCUUGUAGCUGCUACGCCUAAAUCUGUUGGUUGCGUUUCUUCUCCACAAUCUUCAAUUUGCUCUUUCAUCAGUAGUCUCUUUCUGUUUGUGUUUGUGUUAUCAACCAAAAAGAGUUCCUUUUCUUGAUUUUCAAAAAAAAAAAAAAAAAUUUUCCAUUUCCGGAGUAUGGCUGGGGAUCUUGUUUCUACCAUCGUGGACCAGCUUGGUUCACUCAUUGCUUCAGAGUUCAAGGACCGGUUUGGUUCGCUUCUUGCUUCAGAGGUUGCGUCGAUUGUAAAUGUCAAGGAAGAAGUCGAAAAGCUUGAACGCAAAUUCCACGAGAUCCAGGCAAAGCUCAACGAUGCAGAGGAAAGGCAAGUGAACGAGGAAGCUGUGAGGCUUUGGUUAGAAAAGCUCAACGACGUAUCCUACGAGAUGGCCGACGUGUUGGAUGAGUGGAACACUGCCAAGAUCAAAGCAGACAUUGAGAAAGAAGAAGAAGCUGAAGCUAGUACUGCUAAGAGGAGGAAGGUAUUGUCCCUUGUUUCUACUUUUUUUCAGCGUCGUGAUAUUGCUCUUAAGAUAAAAGAAAUUACUGAAAAGAUAGAUGUGAUUGACGGAGAGGGAGAUAUGUACCGGUUUGUACUGACUUGUGGCAAUGAAGAAGUUAUGAGACCACUAACUGAUUCCCAUGUUGAUGUGUCGAGCAUUUUCGGUCGUGAUGAGGUUAAGGGUGAUCUAGUGAACAGCCUAUUGGGCAGGGGUAAUGAAGAAGAAAGAAGCCCACAUGUCAUUUCUUUAGCGGGCAUGGGUGGCGUUGGGAAAACCGCUCUUGCUAAACUAGUCUAUAAUGAUAGUGAGUUGAAUUCGGCCCAGUUUGAGAAAAAAGGGUGGAUUUGUGUUUCUUAUCCUUUCGAUAAGUUUAUGGUUGCCAAAGCAAUCAUUCAAGCUUUUGGAGGUGGUAACUCCAACAUUACUCAAUGGUCAAGUCCAAUGGAUAAAAUGUGUGAAUGGGUUCGGGGAAGAAAGCUAUUUCUUGUCCUUGAUGAUGUGUGGAUUGAAGACUCUAUGUUGUGGGAGCCAUUUAGACUUGCAUUCCAAAAUGCUGCCCAAGGCAGUAGAAUUCUAGUCACUACACGUAACAAUAGAGUUGUAGACGUUAUGGGAAGUGCAAAAAGGAUCAAUUUGGAGAAAUUGUCUGAUGAUGACUGCUGGUCGAUUUUUAGUACAAUAGCAUUUUCUGACAGGGAUUCUGAGCAACAUAAGGAUUUAGAAGAGAUAGGCAGGAAAAUAUCAGACAAGUGCAAAGGCUUGCCCCUUACUGCAAGGACUCUAGGGAGUCUCAUGCGUUUCAAGAGGCAGAAGGAACAGUGGGAGAUGGUUUUUUUUAGUAGAUUGUGGGAAUUAGAAGACGUUGAAAAAGGUCUUUUUGCCCCAUUGUUGUUUAGUUAUUAUGAUUUGCCCUCACCACUGAAACGGUGUUUCUCAUAUUGUGCUCUCUUUCCAAAAGAUUAUGUCUUUUUUGAAGAGGAUUUGGUAUCUAUGUGGAUGGCACAAGGUUAUAUUAAGUCGAAUGCAAACAUGGAGAGAAUUGUGGGAAGAGAAUACUUAGAAAUUUUACUCAUUCGCUCUCUCUUCCAACAGGAUUAUGGAUAUAAAGAAAAUAUUAUGAGCUUCCAGAUGCAUGAUAUAGUGCAUGAUUUGGCACAACUCAUGGCAAAAAAUGAAUGCAUCACAAUCAAUGGUUACGAAGAGUUCGGGCAAAAUCUUCAAAAUGCUCGGCAUUUGUAUUUAGAAAUUCCACAAAAUGCUCAAAUUCCCGAGUCCAUCUAUAGCGCAAAAAAUCUUCGCACCCUCAUUUUCGUUGGUCUUAGAGCUCAUAACUUGUCCAAGUUGUUCCAGCAUUUUAAACUGUUACGGACAUUAACUUUGAGUUAUCAACUUGGGACAAAGGUGGCAAGGAUGAUAGCCAAAGAUGUGAACUCGGAGAAUUAAAAUAUUUGAACCACCUUCAAGGAACUCUUCAAAUAUAUGGGCUGGGGAACGUGGUAGAUGUGUGUGAGGCCAAGAAUGCAGAGCUCAAGAAAAAGAUAGGCCUGCGUGAUUUGUAUUUGCACUUUUCUGAAGAGAAUGUAGAGAAUGAUGGAGGAAGAAUGGAGACUGAUGUAUCAGUUCUGAAUGCCUUAGAGCCACCUCCAGGCUUGGAGAAGUUACAAAUUGAUUCGUACGAGGGCACCACAAUGUUCCCUAAUUGGAUGAUGUCCCUAGCCAAAUUGAAAAGUCUUAAUCUGACAGAUGGCGAAAAUUUAGAGCGUUUACCUCCUUUGGGAAAGCUUCGGUUCCUUAAAUAUUUACAUAUAUGGGGUCCCUCUUUUCCAUUCAAAAAGGUGGGUGUUGAAUUUUUGGGAAUAGAAUCUAAAAACAAGAAAGGCGGCAUAAUCAAAAUAUUCCCAAAUUUAAAUACUCUCCGGUUUGAGUGUUUGCCCGAGUGGGAAGAAUGGGUUGGGAUUGGAGGACAAGAAGAUUGUAUUAUUAUAAUGCCCUGUCUUCAAACGUUGCAAAUUUAUGGCUGCCCAGAGUUAAAGUCCCUGCCGGACUUCCUUUUUAAAAUUUCAUUGCAGAAGUUUGAGGUGUAUGAGAGUCCGAUUCUCCACAAACGUUACCAAAGAGGGAGAGGAGAGGAUUGGGCCAAGAUUUCCCAUAUCCCAAACAUCAUGAUUGAUUUUAUUCAAGUGCAAAGAGACGGUCAAGAAGUUAUUUGACGAGGAUGAUGAAGAAGAGUUUGACCAAGAAGAGCAUGUGUGAUGACGAAGAAGAGGGCCAAUGAUCUUUGCGUUUCUAGGUUCACAAAUUUUAGCUACAAGUAGAGAUUUUAUCAAUGUUGAUUUCUGUGUGUGUGUCUGUGUCGCCAAAGUUCAUUCUCGGCUUGAUUAAGUGUUGCAGAAGUCUGAUCCAGUCACAGUUUGAAGUGUUUUGUUACAUGGAAGAGCGUGGAAGUACAGGCAAGAAGAAGAAACUACAAAUACGUUAGCUUUGUUCGAUUUCGAUUAUAUACUCUUCUAAUGUUGAACUCUAAACUAUGGUCCAUAUGGGUAACUGCAUUUUGCUUAAGAGGGAAAUGGUCAUGCAAAUAACUGAAUUUAUUUAGCACCAUAAUAAGGAAAACAGGAAGUUUUAGUGGCACCUUUGAAACUGUCUACAGCAUUCACCUUUUCAUGGUGGUUUUUAUAAUGGUAGUGUAGCUUGCAUAUUGUAUCACAUAAUGAUACAUGACAGUGAGGUAAGUACUUGAUCAGGUUCUGGUUUUUUGUGGUGACAUUAUAUUUAAUCCUAGAGAUUUAAACUUCUUAUAUUUUUCCUGAUUUGUUGAGAACUAAAGUUGUAAGCAUUAGCUUAAGUGUUGUAAUCUUUAUUUGAUUAUAGUGAAUUA
Messenger RNA from Quercus lobata, 3745 nucleotides. Its product is annotated as putative disease resistance protein RGA3. The record is from RefSeq and is a predicted model, not a curated record. Gene Ontology annotation, molecular function: ADP binding. The coding region runs from base 502 to 2310 and encodes 602 amino acids. NCBI's taxonomy places the organism in Eukaryota, Viridiplantae, Streptophyta, Magnoliopsida, Fagales, Fagaceae. The transcript has 5 exons.